Messenger RNA from Mytilinidion resinicola, 1694 nucleotides. RefSeq names its product GDP-mannose transporter. The transcript is spliced from 4 exons. The coding region runs from base 210 to 1361 and encodes 383 amino acids. Gene Ontology annotation, cellular component: Golgi apparatus. Gene Ontology annotation, molecular function: GDP-mannose transmembrane transporter activity; antiporter activity. The record is from RefSeq and is a predicted model, not a curated record. Lineage: Eukaryota; Fungi; Ascomycota; Dothideomycetes; Mytilinidiales; Mytilinidiaceae.
GCUCGAGACCAUCCCUCCCGCCCUCACCUCCGUCCUUUGACCGCUUCUUCUUUCCGACACUUCAACGACGUGCUUUUCGUCUCCUCUCUCCUGCGCCUGCCACUCUGCACCAGGCCGUCCGCUCUUUGCCCGCGCCGCCUGCCUCCGCGCCGUCCGUGAACAAGCACGACCCCUUACCUCCGUAAUCUUCAUUCCUCCAUCCCGCCAUCAUGUCCGACGAUAAGAAGAGGGACGACUACGACGAGAAGACCAGCUUCGUCGACCGCUCCGCCUCUCCAAUGCAUCCCUCAACGCCGCGUCGCCAGCCGUCGCACCACUACUCGGUCGCAGAGAACCCCAUCCUCCCCGUUCUCUCGUACUGCGCCUCGUCCAUUUUGAUGACCGUCACGAACAAAUAUGUCUUGUCGGGCGUGGACUUCAACCUCAACUUCUUCCUGCUAUGUGUUCAGUCUGUCGUCUGUGUCAUUGCAAUCCAGACUUGCAAGACAGCCAAAUUGAUCACGUACCGGGACUUCAACACAGACGAGGCCAAGAAAUGGUUCCCCAUCUCCCUCCUCCUUAUUGGCAUGAUCUACACGAGCACGAAAGCAUUGAAAUUCCUUUCCAUUCCCGUUUAUACUAUCUUCAAGAAUCUUACGAUUAUUCUGAUUGCCUACGGAGAGGUCCUCUGGUUCGGUGGAACCGUCACCUCCAUGGCUCUCUUCUCCUUUGGUUUGAUGGUGGCCAGUUCCAUCAUUGCGGCUUGGGCAGAUAUUCAGCAUGCGCUGAGCAGUUUUGGAGAUGCAACGACUGAGGCCACAAGCGCCAUCUCCACGCUCAAUGCCGGAUAUCUCUGGAUGAUGUUCAACUGCUUCUGCACUGCCACCUACGUUUUGGGCAUGAGGAAGCGGAUAAAGCUGACCAACUUCAAAGACUUUGACACCAUGUACUACAACAACCUCCUCACCAUCCCAAUCCUCCUGAUCGCCUCCCUCUUUGUCGAAAACUGGUCCAGUGAGAACAUCGCCGCGAACUUCCCCGCCGACAAGAGGAACAGCCUCAUCGGGGCCAUGAUCUUCUCCGGCCUCUCCUCCGUCUUCAUCUCAUACACCUCCGCCUGGUGCGUCCGCGUCACAUCGUCCACAACAUACUCUAUGGUCGGCGCCCUGAACAAGCUCCCCAUCGCCGUCAGCGGCCUCGUCUUCUUCGACGCCCCCGCUACCUUCGGCAGCAUCUCUGCCAUCUUCGUCGGCUUCGUCAGCGGCAUUGUCUAUGCCCUCGCCAAGGUCCGCCAAAACGCCAAGCCAAAGGACUCGCUCCCAUUAGUGAACGCACCUAUGAGCGCCAGCAGCCAAAGCAUGCGGGACAGCUUCAAGUCAUGAGCACGCAACUACUCCCCUUCCUACGUUCUUGCACUGGAGAAGUCGAACUCCCCAGGUCCUUCCCAGCAAACAUAUAUAUGCUCGGACGUUUACUGGGCAGGAAGGACCCUCGAUAGCAAACAUCCUAGGCGUUUAUCCCGGACCCCUUUUACAAUAAUCCUUCAUCUCAUGAAGCCCUCUCAAUGUCCCCCCCUUUUUUUCUUGUUGUAUUUGUUACGCACAUCGUAGCCCGCCGAGCUACCGAUUCCUCGACGUCUUAGAAAUGGUUGGUGUGGGUUUUGAUAACAUCCUGGUUCUGCUUCUUCGUUUCUUUUGUCUUCUGUCGUGGACGUU